AUUCCUUCUUCUCCUAGACAAGCCGAUGCCCGGUGUGUGGAAGACGCGCCAGGGGCACAGAAGCCGUCCCCGGUGUCUGAGGCGCCUGAGGGGCCCCGGGAGGGCCGCAGCCGAGCCGGGACCCUCCCGCGUGAUUACACGUUCUCCGAGGACCCUGCACCCGCCGCCCCGCACGCCCGGGGGCAGGACCCUCCGCCCGUGAGCGCCGCCCCGCUUGCCAAGAAGCCGGCCCCGCAGAGGCCGCCGCCGCCCAAGCGCGAGCCCAGGCCUUUCCGGGGCCCGGCGGGCGCACCUGCUGCGGGCGCACCUGCGGCCCCUCCCCUGGGCGGCAGGCCCUGCCCCCGGCCUCCCCCCGCGGCCCUGGACGUGUGCUUGGAGCACCCCCGCAGCGCCGGCGCCUCAGUGGCAAAGCCGAGCGCCGCCCAGCCCGCGCCCGCGCCCGCUCGCCCCGCCGGGGAGCCUGGCAGGGCGCAUGUAGAGGAGCGCGCAGCCGGCGCCCAGCGGGAAGCGCUGCUCCCGGCCCGGUUCCGGCCCCUGCCGACAGCCGCCAUGGAGACGUCGCGCUCCCCGUCACCCCAGUUCGCGCCCCAGAAGCUAACGGACAAACCCCCGCUGCUGGUCCAGGACGAGAAUAACACCAGGAUCGAGCGGGUGAUGGAGAACAACACCACCGUGAAGAUGGUGCCCAUCAAGAUCGUGCACUCGGAGAGCCAGCCCGCGAGGGACGGCCGCCAGGGCCUGGCCCGCGCCGCUGCCGAGCCGCCCGCGCUGCCCAGCGGGCUCGAGCGCGACCAGAUCAAGACGCUCAGCACGUCGGAGCAGUCGUACUCGCGCUUCUGCCUGUACAGCCGCCAGGGCGCCACACCCCCGGCCCCCGGCGCCCCCGCGCCCCCAGCCAGGGACGGCCGCGCCUCCCCGCCCGCGCUCGGCUACGCGAAGGCCCGAGAGAGGACCGCGGAAGACCUCAAGUCGGAAGAGCUGGCCCGCGAGAUCGCCGGCAAGGAUAAGUCGCUGGCCGACAUCCUGGACCCCAGCGUGAAGAUCCGAACCACCAUGGACCUGAUGGAGGGCAUCUUCCCCAAGGACGAGCACCUCCUGGAGGAGGCGCAGCAGCGGAGGAAGCUGCUCCCCAAAGUGCCCUCUCCCAGGUCCGCGGAGGAGAGGAAGGAGGAGCUGAGUGUGCCGGCGGCCAUGUCCCUGGCCACCAACUCCACCUACUACAGCACGUCGGCCCCCAAGGCGGAGCUGCUGAUUAAGAUGAAAGACCUGCAGGAGCAGCAGGAGCCCGAGGAGGAUACAGGGAGCGACCUAGACCACGACCUGUCAGUGAAGAAGCAGGAGCUCAUCGAGAGCCUCGGCCGCAAGCUGCGCGUGCUGCGGGAGGCCCGGCAGAGCCUGCUGGAGGACAUCCAGGCCAACAGCGCACUUGGGGACGAGGUGGAGGCCCUCGCCAAGGACGUCUGCAAGCCCAACGAGUUCGACAAGUUCCGCAUGUUCAUCGGGGACCUGGACAAGGUGGUGAACCUCCUGCUGUCGCUGUCAGGCCGCCUGGCCCGCGUGGAGAACGCCCUCAAUAACCUGGACGACAGCGCUUCUCCCAGCGAUCGGCAAUCCCUGCUCGAGAAGCAGCGGGUCCUGGUCCAGCAGCACGAGGACGCCAAGGAGCUGAAAGAGAACCUGGACCGCCGCGAGGGCAUCGUCUUCGACAUCCUGGCCAGCUACCUCAGCCAGGAGAGCCUGGCGGACUACGAG
This is a messenger RNA of Phacochoerus africanus (Common warthog), 1752 nucleotides long. Its product is annotated as protein Shroom2-like. Gene Ontology annotation, cellular component: apical junction complex; apical plasma membrane; cortical actin cytoskeleton. Gene Ontology annotation, molecular function: actin filament binding. The record is from RefSeq and is a predicted model, not a curated record. Lineage: Eukaryota; Metazoa; Chordata; Mammalia; Artiodactyla; Suidae. The transcript is spliced from 5 exons. The annotation marks the transcript as partial. Gene Ontology annotation, biological process: actin filament organization.